Messenger RNA from Triplophysa rosa, 1074 nucleotides. RefSeq names its product Rho guanine nucleotide exchange factor (GEF) 3 (gene arhgef3). Gene Ontology annotation, biological process: intracellular signal transduction; positive regulation of Rho protein signal transduction. The transcript is spliced from 8 exons. Gene Ontology annotation, molecular function: guanyl-nucleotide exchange factor activity. The record is from RefSeq and is a predicted model, not a curated record. NCBI's taxonomy places the organism in Eukaryota, Metazoa, Chordata, Actinopteri, Cypriniformes, Nemacheilidae. Bases 1 to 1074 code for a protein of 357 amino acids.
AUGGUUCCUCUUUACCACCAGCGUUCCAUCAGUUUCCGCAAUGAGGGCAGAUCUGAGACCAUCGCACCACGACCAUGGAGCAGACAGACAGCUCCUGCUAUCACCAAACGAUGUGACGGUAAACUAUGGAGUGAGACCUUUGAUGUGGGGCUGGGACAUAUGCUGUCCUCUAAAGACAUCAAGAGACAAGAGGCCAUCUUUGAGCUGUCUCAGGGUGAACAGGACCUGGUUGAAGACCUGAAGUUGGCCAAGAAGGCAUACCGUGAUCCUAUGCUAAAACUGUCUAUCAUGACGGAGCUUGAGCUCAAUCAAAUCUUCGGCACACUGGACUCCCUCAUACCUCUGCAUGAAGAACUUCUGAGUCGACUGAAAGACGCCAGGAAGCCGGACGGCUCGACCGAUCAUGUGGGUCAUAUUUUAGUGAACUGGCUUCCUUGUCUUGAACGCUACAAUAGUUACUGCAGUAACCAGGUAGCAGCAAAAGCAUUGCUGGAUCAUAAGAAACAGGACCAUCGGGUUCAAGACUUCCUUCAGCGCUGUCUGGAAUCGCCUUUCAGUCGCAAACUAGAUCUCUGGAACUUUCUGGACAUCCCACGCAGUCGACUGGUCAAAUACCCGCUGCUCCUGAAAGAGAUCCAAAAACACACUCCCAACGACCAUCCCGACUGCCAAAACCUUGAUGAAGCCAUUUCAAUGAUCCAAAGCAUUGUAGCUGCCAUUAAUACACAGACAGGUGAGUCAGAGUGCCGAUACUAUAAAGAGCGUUUGCUGUAUCUGGAGAGCGGACGGAGGGAUCUGUUAAUCGACAGAUCAAGAGUCCUCAGCUGCCAUGGAGAACUAAAGAACAACAGAGGAGCCAAGCUGCACGUGUUCCUGUUUCAGGACAUUUUGGUGAUCACACGGGCAAUCACACAUAAUGAGCAGCUGUGGUAUCAGCUUUACCGGCAGCCGGUCCCAGUGCGAGAUCUGGAUUGGAAAGACCUGCAGGACGGAGAGAUCCGAUUGGGCGGCUCCAUUAGAGGAGCCUUCAGUAACAAUGAACGGAGUGAAAAUUUUAUGAAAAUGAACUUUUAA